AUGUCAGACUUUAUGGAGUAUAAGCCAAUUCAUGCUGGAGGAAAAUAUGAGUAUAAGGAAUAUGGAAAGGCCUUCUCCAAGAAUUCACAGCUUAUUGAACAUGAAAAAAUUCGAAGCACAGAGAAGCUUUGUGAAUGUAAGAUAUGUGGAAAGGCCUUCUGCCAAUGCGCAAAGCUUGACCAACAUCAGAUAAUUCAUAGUACAGAAAAAGCAUGCAACAACUAUGAGAAAGACUUCCAGCAGAGCUCAGCACUUAUUCAACAUCAAACUGUUCAUUCUGGAGAGAAACCUUAUAAAUACAGUGAAUCUGAGAAAAUCUUCAGCACACAAUUUAUAGGACAUCAACGAAUUCAUACUGGGGAAAAGCCUUAUGAAUGUAUUGACUGUGGGAAGUCCUUUCAUCAUAGAACAGGACUUAUUGAACAUCAGAGAAUUCAUAGUGGGGAGAGAGCUUAUGAAUGCUAUGAAUGUGGGAAAGCCUUCUGCCAGAAACCAGGUCUUAUUCAGCAUCAGAGAAUUCAUACUGGAGAGAAACCUUAUGAAUGUAAGGAAUGUGGAAAGGCUUUCUGUAGGAAUUCACAGCUUACUGAACAUAAGAGAAUUCAUACUGGAGAGAAACCUUAUGAAUGCAGUGAAUGUGGAAAAGUUUUCCGACAACGCUCAAAGCUUACUAGACAUCAGAUAAUUCAUACUAGAGAGAAAAUUUACAUAUGUAGUGACUGUGGGAAAGCCUUCCACCAGAGUUCAGCACUUAUUCAGCAUCAGACAAUUCAUACUGGAGAAAAACCUUAUGAAUGUAAUGAAUGUGGAAAGGCCUUUAGCCUAAGCACACGAUUGUUUAUACAUCAGCGAAUUCAUACUGGAGAGAAACCUUAUGAAUGUAUCAACUGUGGGAAGGCCUUCCAUCAUAGAACAGGACUUACUGAGCAUCAGAGAAUUCAUACUGGAGAGAGAGCUUAUGAAUGUUAUGAAUGUGGUAAAGCCUUUUGCCAGAGAGCAGGGCUUACUCAACAUCAGAGAAUUCAUACUAGAGAGAAACCUUAUGAGUGUAAGGAAUGUGGGAAGACUUUUUGCCAGAGAAUAGGACUUACUCAACAUGAGAGAAUUCAUACUGGAGAGAAACCUUAUGAAUGUAAUGAAUGUGGAAAGGCCUUCCGAGUGAGAACACAGCUUACUCAGCAUCAGAUUAUUCAUACCGGAGAGAAACCUUAUGAAUGUAAUGAAUGUGGAAAGACUUUCUGCCAGAGCUCACAACUUACAAGACAUCAGAUAAUUCAUACUGGAGAGAAACCAUACGAAUGCAAUGAAUGUGGGAAGGCCUUCCGCCGAAGUGCAGGGCUUAAUCGACAUCAGACAAUUCAUACUGGAGAAAAGCCUUUUGAGUGUAAAGAAUGUGGGAAGGCCUUCCGCCUGAGCACAGCACUUACAGAACAUCAGAGAAUUCACACUGGAGAGAAGCCUUUUGAAUGUAAUGAAUGUGGAAAGGCCUUCCGUCUGAGCAUAGGACUUACUGAACAUCAGAGAAAUCAUACUGGCGAGAAACCAUUUGAAUGCAUUGAUUGUGGGAAGGCCUUUAGCCAGAGUACACAGCUUAAUCGACAUCAGAGAAUUCAUACUGGAGAAAAACCUUAUGAAUGUAAUGAAUGUGGGAAGGCCUUUGGCCAAAGAUCACAUCUUACUCAACAUCAGACAGUUCAUACGGGAGAGAAGCCUUACGAAUGUAAUGAGUGUGGAAAAGCCUUUAGUCGAAGCACAGGUCUUACUGGACAUCUGAGAAUUCAUACUGGAGAGAAACCUUAUGAAUGCAAUGAAUGUAGGAAGACCUUCCGCCUAAAGACAGGACUUGCCGAACAUCUGCGAAUUCAUACUGGAGAGAAACCAUAUCAAUGUAAUGAAUGUGGGAGUAACUUUCGCCUGAGCAAACAGCUUACUCAGCACUACAGAAUUCAUACUGGAGAGAUACCUUAUGAAGGUAAAGACUUAUGA
Molecule: messenger RNA, 1986 nt
Organism: Gracilinanus agilis (Agile Gracile Mouse Opossum)
Lineage: Eukaryota; Metazoa; Chordata; Mammalia; Didelphimorphia; Didelphidae
Product: zinc finger protein 345-like
Exons: 1
Coding region: 1-1986 (661 amino acids)
Biological process (GO): regulation of transcription by RNA polymerase II
Cellular component (GO): nucleus
Molecular function (GO): DNA-binding transcription factor activity, RNA polymerase II-specific; RNA polymerase II transcription regulatory region sequence-specific DNA binding
Source: RefSeq, a predicted model, not a curated record